Caenorhabditis bovis is the source of this 318-nucleotide messenger RNA. Lineage: Eukaryota; Metazoa; Nematoda; Chromadorea; Rhabditida; Rhabditidae. The record is from the annotation of a GenBank genome assembly.
AUGCAGCCUAAACCUGAGUCUUCUGGAUCAUCCUUCAGUGUGUCAUUAACUGAAAGCUCGGAUCAGGAUGCAACAAUGAAUUGUGAUCCAGCAGCCGUUCGCUGGAUCUUAAAGGUAAGAUCUGGAUCAUCUGGAUCAUUUUUUCCGGAUUGGAUUGCAUCGCAAGGUUAUCCUAAGAAAAAAUCUGGAUCAACUGGAUCAUUCGUAGGAGCUUGGAUUCCCGAGGAUCAGCGUGAAAGUCGAGGAGGAUCUUCCAUCCGAGCUAUUGCUCGUCAAGAUCUGGGGAUCGGAUUUGAGGAUCGUCGACGGAUCGCGUAG